Molecule: messenger RNA, 3300 nt
Organism: Alternaria rosae
Lineage: Eukaryota; Fungi; Ascomycota; Dothideomycetes; Pleosporales; Pleosporaceae
Product: DNA topoisomerase 1
Exons: 5
Coding region: 255-2966 (903 amino acids)
Biological process (GO): DNA topological change; DNA replication; chromosome segregation
Cellular component (GO): nucleolus; chromosome
Molecular function (GO): DNA topoisomerase type I (single strand cut, ATP-independent) activity; DNA binding
Source: RefSeq, a predicted model, not a curated record
GCUUCACUUAACUCAGCAUCCUCUGUCCGCCCUCGUCUAUUCCCUUCGUCCCUUCUCCCUCAGACGCCGACAUCGCCUCAAUCGUACGACGAGUUUGCCCUCGCCCGGCACGCGUCUCUCCACAACUCUCACCCUUCCACAGGCUCCGCUCUUUCGUUCCCACUAGGUUUACUCGAUCUGCACCACAUCGCGCUGAGCACGCCCAUUCCGUUUUUUAUUAUCCGCAAUCCCGGCGCGCGCCUGUCUCUCUUAUCAUGUCCUCUUCAGACGACGACACUCCUCUUGUGAGAGGAAAAGACCAAGUAAAGUCCAACGAACAGAUCACCAAGGAGGAAGACAGAAAAAUGGACGCCCAAGUCCCUUCCAAUGGUCACAUCGAGCCCGGUAUCUCAAUUCGCAUGGGUCCAGUCGCCGACGACGACAAGAUGGAUGUCGAUGCGCCUGAGACCAACGGAAAGCGCAAGUCGCGCAGCAGCGUCACAAACAGUAAAUCGUACAAGGACGCCAGUAGCUCCGAGGACGACGACAAACCUCUGAGUAAGCGACGGCGGACAUCACAGCAAGCAAAACUCACCAAGGACGACUCCGAUUCAGAACUCAGCGACGUGCCUCUCAAGGCCAGAGUGCUCCCCAAAGCAAGCGCCGAGCAAAUCGGGGAGUCUGCCGACUCCGACGUGCCUCUCGCCACGAAGCUCAUCAAGAAGAAGGAGUCUAUUGAGAAGGCCGCCGCAAAGGAGGCCAAGGCUAUGCGCAACAAGGAGAAGGCUGCCCCGAAGCGCAAGCAGAAGGUAGAAAGCGACAGCGACGACGACAUCCCUCUUGCGAAGAAGAAGGCUCCGGCCAAGAAGGCGAAUGGAGUGAAGAAGGAAGAGUCCGACUCUGACGCACCGCUCGCCAAAAAGGCCGCUCCGAAGAAAGCCACCAAGGCGAAGCCUGUCGCUGCUGCCGCGCCUGCUAAGAAGGGCAAGGGCAAAGUCAAGAAAGAGGAGACUGAACAAGACGAGGAGGCUGAGGACGAAGAGGAAGAGUACCGCUGGUGGGAGGACCCAGGCAAGAGUGAUGGCACCAAGAAGUGGGAUACGCUGGAACACGCCGGUGUUGUCUUUCCUCCCGAGUACGAGCCCCUUCCCAAACACGUCAAGUUGGUGUACGAUGGCGUACCUGUCACCCUACACAAGGAUGCCGAGGAGGUGGCUACUUUCUACGGAAGCAUGCUGAACUCUACCCACAACAUCGAGAACCCUACCUUUAACAAAAACUUCUUCGAAGACUUCACUAAGGUUCUGGACAAGACUGGACACGGCAAGGACAAAGAUGGAAAUACAGUCAAGAUCAAGAAGUUUGAGAAGUGCGACUUCAAGCCCAUCUUCGAAUGGUUCGACGCGGAGCGCGCUAAGAAGAAGGCUCUCUCGCAAGCCGAGAAGAAAGCGCUCAAGGCUGAGAAGGAGGCUGCUGAGGCUCAGUACAUGUACUGCCUGUGGGACGGUCGCAAGCAAAAGGUUGGCAACUUCCGCGUUGAACCCCCCGGUCUCUUCCGUGGUCGUGGUGAGCAUCCCAAGACCGGUCGUGUGAAGGAGCGCGUUAUGCCCGAGCAGAUCACUAUCAACAUUGGCGAGAAUGCCAAAGUCCCUGAGCCACCCGCGGGUCACAAAUGGAAGGCGGUCAAGCACGAUCACGAAGGCACAUGGCUGGCUAUGUGGCAAGAAAACAUCAACAGUGCUUACAAGUACGUCAUGCUUGCUGCCAACUCCGACAUCAAGGGCCAGAGCGACUUCAAGAAGUUCGAGAAGGCGCGAGAACUCAAGAAGCACAUCGACCGCAUCCGCAAAGAUUACCGUAAAGAUCUCAAUUCUAAGAUGAUGGCUGAUCGUCAACGUGCUACCGCCAUCUACCUCAUCGAUCAAUUCGCCCUCCGUGCUGGUAACGAGAAGGGAGAGGAUGAGGCUGACACCGUCGGUUGCUGCUCGCUCAAGUUUCAACACAUCACUCUGAAGCCGCCGGAGACUGUCAUCUUCGACUUCUUGGGUAAGGACAGUAUUCGGUUCUACGACGAAGUCAAGGUCGACCCGCAAGUCUUCAAGAACCUGAAGCUCUUCAAGAAGGAGCCCAAGACCACAGGCGAUGACAUUUUCGAUCGACUGACUACAUCGGGUCUCAACAAGCAUCUGACAAGCUACAUGCCUGGUCUCACCGCAAAGGUCUUCCGUACCUACAAUGCCUCGUACACAAUGGCUCGGCUGCUUAAGGAGAUGAAGGCCACUGGUACAAUCCAGGAGAAGGUGAAGGCUUACAACGAUGCCAAUCGUGAAGUUGCUAUCCUCUGUAACCACAAGCGUACUGUUGCUGCGAGUCACGCAACCUCCAUCGAGAAGAUGAAUGAGAGGAUUAAUGGUCUUCGUUAUCAGGUUUGGAGGACCAAGAUGAUGAUUGACGUGGACCCGAAGAUCAAGAAGAAGAAGGGUGCUGAGUUUUUCGAGCGACCCGAAGACCUCGACAUGGAGUGGGUCAAACAGCACCAGGAGGCAGAAAUCGAAGAGAUGCGACAGAAAAUCACCAAGAAGUUUGAGAAGGAGAACGAGAAGCUCAAGGCUGACGGCGAGAAGGAGAUGAAGCCUAAGGAACUCGAGGAGCGUAUGGACAAGGUGAAUGAGCUGGCCGCCAAGUACAAGAAGGAGAACAAGACUGGCAAAGUCGAAGCUGAGGGCAAGGGACCAACAGUCGAGAAGCUUGAAGCCAACAUCGACAAGCUCAACCAGCGCAUUGAGAAUAUGAAGAUCCAGAUGGAGGACAAGGAGGGCAACAAGGAGGUUGCCCUGGGCACAUCUAAGAUCAACUACAUCGACCCUCGCCUCACUGUGGUCUUUUCCAAGAAGUUCGAUGUACCCAUCGAGAAGUUCUUCUCCAAGACACUUCGCGAGAAAUUCGACUGGGCUAUCAAGUCAGUCGACGAGACUUGGGAGUUCUAGAGCAUAGCAUGCAUGUAGGGCGGCUUUUUCUUGUCUUCGGACAUUUUCUUAGAUUUGCAUUGGGUGCACGCAGCAUCAUAGGGUGAGAGUGACUGGGCGAUAUGCGACGAAGAAAAGUACGGUGGCAUUUAGUACGACUUCUGUGUCCAAGGCAAUGGGCGGUGCGGUUCGGCGAGCAUGCGACAUGACUUUGCGAUCUCAUUAUACAUUAACGAGUCACUGCAUAGCGUCAAGAUAUUCAUAGUAGCUCUGCGAUCUAGCCACUCAUCUUCAACAAUAUAUCAAAUAGAGACUCGACUGAAAUUGAUUACUGAUGCAUAUGCAAGUGCGGGAC